Molecule: messenger RNA, 525 nt
Organism: Penicillium maclennaniae
Lineage: Eukaryota; Fungi; Ascomycota; Eurotiomycetes; Eurotiales; Aspergillaceae
Exons: 1
Coding region: 1-525 (174 amino acids)
Source: RefSeq, a predicted model, not a curated record
AUGCCUUCCCAAGCCCCCUCUACUCCUUCUGGCUUCCAUUCUGAGGGCCCAUCCACCACUGACAAUCAACACGGGGCUUUUACUGUUGACACUCGUGAAGAUGAUGAUAUGUCGCAAGUCACCCCGCCCUCUCUUGUCCCGCCUAGGGAGGUGGUCACUUGCCUAGAAUGCCUUACGUGGAUUGCCAGUGGACGACGCCCAGCUGAGAUUUAUAGAUUCAGCUACUGUGCUGUUGAGAGGAAUCUCAAUAUCCCGUAUUUGCAGUGCACCCGGUGCGCCCACAAGCAUCAUAUUUGCCACCAAGUUCGCUCCUCCCGCCUCCGGGGCUUACUCCAGAUUCUCGAGCUUCUCUGGGCCCAGAUCUCUCACCUAAUGCACCGUGUCGACUAUGCGCGGCAGAUAUGGGAGAUCUACCAGCAGCUCGACCCAGCGGAGCAGGAGUUUUGGGAUCUCCUCAACGAGGCCGACUCAUCAGAUGAGGAGCACCCUGAAUACUCGGAGGAUAAUCCUAAUGGGGAGUCCUAG